This is a messenger RNA of Pyrgilauda ruficollis (rufous-necked snowfinch), 2043 nucleotides long. RefSeq names its product carbonic anhydrase 6 (gene CA6). Bases 16 to 1560 code for a protein of 514 amino acids. The record is from RefSeq and is a predicted model, not a curated record. NCBI's taxonomy places the organism in Eukaryota, Metazoa, Chordata, Aves, Passeriformes, Passeridae. The transcript has 8 exons. Gene Ontology annotation, molecular function: carbonate dehydratase activity; zinc ion binding.
CAGGGGCAGCUCAGGAUGACCAACAACGGCCACUCUGUUCAGAUCGAUUUGCCACCCACCAUGAACAUCUCCAGAGGGCUCCCAGGUGUCUACACAGCUGUCCAGAUGCACCUGCACUGGGGUGGGCUGGACCUGGAGAGCAGCGGCUCGGAGCACACCAUCGACGGCAUGCGCUACUUUGCCGAGCUGCACAUUGUCCACUACAACUCUGCUAACUACUCCAGCUUUGAAGAAGCCAAAGACAAGCCCCAGGGGCUGGCUGUGCUGGCCUUCCUGUACUCGGAUGGGCACUUUGAGAACACCUACUACAGUGAAUUCAUUUCCAAACUGGCGAGGAUCAGGUUUGCAGGUCAGUCAACCACGCUGAGCUCUCUGGACAUCCAAGCCAUGCUGCCAGAAAACCUCUCCCACUUCUACAGGUACCAGGGCUCCCUGACCACCCCGCCCUGCUCCGAGAGCGUGAUCUGGACCAUCUUCCACUCCCCAGUUGUGCUCUCACACACGCAGGUCCAGCUCCUGGAGAACACCCUGCUGGACUGGCACAACCUCACCCUGCGCAACGACUACCGGCACGCGCAGCCGCUGCGGGGCCGCGUGGUGGAGGCCUCCUUCCCAGCCCAGCAGGACCAGGCACAGUGCCAUCCAGAGGAAUUCACCCUCAGGCUGGAUCAAAUCCAGAUGCAGCUCCAGGACAUGAAGACAGAGUUGCUGAAUGGGCUGAGCCACACAGGAAGAGGGAGAAGGAGGGAAAACCAUGAUUUUCCCAAACAUUUGGGUGGGGGAGCUCAGCUCAUCUUUUCAUCAUUCCAAUCCCCUUCCCUGCUGGCACAACACACAGCAGUAACAACACCCAGACCACACAGCCCUCCCAGCUCUGCGGCUGUUACCCUCCAGAAUUUGGGCUUGUUUACAGGAAAUGUAACUGCUGGCUUUUGGGUUAUUUCAGGUACAAAAUCCAGCACCUUCCCAGCUUUCUACUUCCCCGUGGAAAACAUUGAGAGCUUUGUGGAGGUUCAUCCCCUCCGUGCUGUGUCUCUGCAAGCCUUCACGCUGUGUUUCUGGAGCAGAGCCCAGCCCGUGGGCAGCCAGACCAUCCUGUCCUACUCCACUGGGGAGAGUGACCACGAGCUGAUGGUGACGGUGGGCACGGAGCUGGGGCUGUGGGUGGGAGGCCACUUCCUGAGCUUCCCCCUGCAGCAGGAGGCGCAGGGCUGGCUGCACCACUGCGUGACCUGGGCGUCCCCAGAGGGAACGGCCAAGCUCUGGCUCAACGGAGCAGCUGGCAAAGCCAAGAGCGUCCAGAAGGGCUACGUGAGCCGGCCUGGGGGGACCCUGCUCCUUGGCAAGGACAGGGACAGCCUGCUUGGCACCUUCUCCAACGGGUUUGCGGGCUGGAUGAGCCAGGUGAACCUGUGGAGCCGCGUGCUCGGCGCCGCCGAGGUUCGCGCGCUGGCGCUGUGCAAGGCAGGGCAGCCCCCGGGGGACGUCGUCGCCUGGGGACAGACCCCCAUGGCCCUCCUCGGGGGGGUGCUUCUGCUGCCUGACACCAGCUGCCAGUGAGCACAGCCUCUGCCUGGCUCAGGGCAUCCAGAGGGUCCGAGCUGUUUGUUGGGGAAAGCCAGAAAAACUGAGGUGGGUCCCCUUGCUGGACCCUCAAACACACGAGUGACAGUUCCUCAGAGGAGUUUAGUGCACUCCUUGCUUGUUUCUGCUCCUGCUUUGUGGGCUCACUGUGCACCUGCUGGUGCUCCAGGGUGUUUUACCAAGAGACCAAAACCUGCAUCUGUGAGAUAAAAGCAAUGAACUGCAGAAUCUGGCACAAUCCAGCACCCUGGGUUGUUACAUCCCUCCCAGGGGCUUGAUUUAGAUCCCCAUGCACAGAUUUUUUUUCAUGCCAAAGAGCUGCUCUCUGGUCAAAGGAGCUUUCUCAAAUAAAAGUUCUCUCCCAUCCCUCACCCAGUCUCAGUUUCUCACCAUUUUCCCUGCUUGCCUCUCCUGUUUGUCACCACCAACUCAGCACCCCUUCCCUUGCAGUGAUAUCCC